This is a messenger RNA of Saitoella complicata NRRL Y-17804, 1188 nucleotides long. RefSeq names its product diphosphomevalonate decarboxylase. Gene Ontology annotation, biological process: isoprenoid biosynthetic process; isopentenyl diphosphate biosynthetic process, mevalonate pathway. The coding region runs from base 1 to 1188 and encodes 395 amino acids. Lineage: Eukaryota; Fungi; Ascomycota; Saitoellomycetes; Saitoellales; Saitoellaceae. Gene Ontology annotation, cellular component: cytosol. Gene Ontology annotation, molecular function: diphosphomevalonate decarboxylase activity; ATP binding. The transcript is spliced from 2 exons. The record is from RefSeq and is a predicted model, not a curated record.
AUGGAACUUUAUCAAGCAACCACAACCGCUCCCGUAAACAUUGCGGUUAUCAAGUACUGGGGUAAGCGUGAUGCGAAAUUGAACCUCCCCACCAACUCUUCGUUGUCCGUUACUCUCUCUCAAGAUGAUUUGAGAGCUCUUACGACUGCUUCAUGCUCGCCCACCUUCACUGAAGAUCGCCUAUGGCUCAAUGGCGUUGAGGAGAGCGUCGCAACUAGCUCUCGUCUCACCGCUUGCAUCGACAACCUGCGUCAACUCCGCGCAGAGCUUGAGCAGGAAAACCCCUCCGCGCCCAGGUUAAGCACCUUCAAACUUCAUAUCUGCUCAGAAAACAACUUCCCGACCGCCGCCGGACUCGCCUCAUCGGCUGCUGGUUUUGCUGCUUUGGUGCGCGCUAUCGCUGACCUCUACCAACUCCCACAGUCCGCGAAGGACCUUUCUCGGAUCGCAAGACAGGGAUCUGGAUCGGCCUGUCGGUCUUUGAUGGGUGGCUAUGUAUCGUGGGAAAUGGGCGAGGCGGAUGAUGGCAACGACUCCCUGGCUGAGCAGGUGGCACCGCAAUCGCAUUGGCCUGAGAUGCGUGCCGCUGUUCUUGUCGUUUCGGCGGAGCGCAAGACAGUCCCAUCUACUGCUGGAAUGCAAGCUACCGUUGCUACCUCUGCUCUUUUCCGUCAUCGCGCUGAUGUGGUUGUUCCGGAGCGCAUGUCGGCCAUGAAGCGUGCCAUCAAAGAGAAGGAUUUUGAGGCUUUCGCUGAUCUCACGAUGAAAGACUCCAACCAGUUUCAUGCUGUAUGCCUUGAUACUUCCCCUCCUAUUUUCUAUCUGAACGAUACCUCUCGCGCUUGUAUCCGUUUCGUGGAAGAGCUCAAUAGGUCCGCAGGCAAGGUUAUUGCGGCAUACACGUACGAUGCAGGGCCGAACUGCGUUAUUUACUAUACUGUUGAGAAUGAGGAAAUUGUUUUGGGGGCCUUGAAAAAAUGCCUUGCAAACAUCGAUGGAUGGCGGGAACGGGAUGCUGCGCUUGCUGCAAGUCUGCCUGAAGGAUUCGACUCACGAACGUUGGAUGCUGUGUCGCAGGGAAUUACACGUUUGAUCCUCACGCAAGUUGGCGGUGACCCUGUCAGCAUCGCGCAGGAUAAGGGUUUGAUUGGGCAGGAUGGACUUCCUAAAUCCUUGAAGGGGCAUUGA